This is a messenger RNA of Nerophis lumbriciformis (worm pipefish), 489 nucleotides long. The record is from RefSeq and is a predicted model, not a curated record. NCBI's taxonomy places the organism in Eukaryota, Metazoa, Chordata, Actinopteri, Syngnathiformes, Syngnathidae.
AUGGCAUUUGGUCUACGUUGUGUUUUUCUCCUUUGUGGACUUAGUGGGCUGCUGACUGGAGUCUGGUCAAAGCCUGCCGUUCACCCAGUAGAAAAUAGCUGUCCUAAAGGUUGGACUCAGUUGGACUGCCACUGUUACAUCUAUGAAGAUGAUAUAAGAACAUUUGCAGAUGCAGAAAGCGUCUGCAACAUUCUUGGUGGGAAUAUGGUCUCCAUUCACAGUGACCUGGAAAAUGCGCUUGUCGUGGAAAUGCUUAGAGCGAAUGAUAAUGAUGAUGAGGCCUGGAUUGGACUGAGUGAUGCAAUUGAGGAUGAUACAUUCCUUUGGACUGAUGGCUCAGAUAAUGAAUACACCAACUUUGACACAGACCAAUCAGAGCCUGAUAACACUGGUCCCUGUGUACAAAUUCAAGAAAAUGAUGGCACAUGGGAGGAUGUUGAGUGCAGCACGGAGCUCCCAUAUAUUUGCAUUAGAGAUAUCAAACACUAA